This is a messenger RNA of Sphaeroforma arctica JP610, 1033 nucleotides long. RefSeq lists its product as hypothetical. NCBI's taxonomy places the organism in Eukaryota, Ichthyosporea, Ichthyophonida. The transcript is spliced from 8 exons. Gene Ontology annotation, molecular function: GTPase activator activity. The record is from RefSeq and is a predicted model, not a curated record. Bases 1 to 960 code for a protein of 319 amino acids.
AUGGCGUUCUUCCAAUUGGGCAGCAAGGCAUUGCAACCACUGGAACCACUUAUGAAGGACUGCUUUGACCAACUAAAAUCGAUGAAGUCUUCUUUCGCUGAAAUGCAACAGCAGGACGAUGCGGAUUACGACAUAUCUGUUAAAAAAAAAGCCGAAGUGUUUCUCGAUGAAUAUAUCGCCUUUCAGAUUAAUGACCUAAAAAAGGACUCAGAUUCGCCCAAUAUGAGAAAACGGAGCACCACUGAGGUGACCAAAUCUGGCUACCUCUUUGUGGGAGAGAAGAAACAGUUCGGAUACACAUGGGAUCGGUCGUACUUCUACAUCAUUGACGGAGUGCUCAUGCGGCAGUCCAACCACACGCACAUGACUACCUUAGAUCCCUCGGGCGUAGUCUCAGACGGUAUCGAUCGCACCGCUGACAUGCUGCCCAUUCUGUCGGCCAUCAUGACCAACUCACCCACGUGUGCAGACUGCGGAGAGCCAGGGGCGGAUUGGGUGAGUAUCAACAUCGGGGUGGUCAUCUGCAUUCAAUGCUCAGGCAUUCACAGGAGCCUUGGGGUCAUCAUAUCGCAGGUACGGUCGCUAACGCUAGACGCCUGGAAACCGGGCAUGCUCACGAUUCUGACACACACUGACAAUCAGAGAGUGAAUGAGAAGUACGAGCACAUCAAGCCCCACCAUGGCGACACCAAACCAACGCCUGAUAGCCCUAGAGAUGAUAAAGAGUCCUGGAUACGGCAGAAGUACGUGGACCUAGUGUUUAUGCGCAAGCCAGACAAACUGCAGAUUCUAGUAUGUUAUUUCUACAACUCUCUCUCAUGUGGAUACUUGCAUAACUGCUCAUUGUUUCGUCAGGGGUCAAAUACAAUCUGUCCACUAAUUUGUUUCACUAGCUACCUGGCCCGUUUCCAACUCCAGGGUGACAAAUACGUCAUACCAUCGUUGAUAUCUUUACAGUAAAUAGUCUACGCCUUCGUCUUUCACUUCGUUGAGUCGUCUUCAUAUCACAAUCGUUACCGAUAAUCAGUGGUUG